AUGGGCUUGUUCGACUUCAAGCUGACUUAUCAGUGGCUCUACUGGACGGCGCCCACUGGUGAACCACCCGCCGCCCCGGAGGGCCUCACCCGACACUGGGUAGAGACGCCGUCGGGUAAGAUUGAAGUACUGUCCAACCAGGGCGCCGACCCGACGACGACAAAAACGCCCAUCUUCUUCGUCCAUGGCGGCAUGGGCAGUGCGUGGGUGUGGACGGAGUACAUGCAGUACUUUACCAAGCACGGCAUCCCUUGUUACGCUGUCUCUCUGAGAGGACAUGGCAACAGCUGGCACCCGUCGUACAUGAGGAUGGUGUACUUGACCACUAGGCAGAACCUGGCCGACGAUGCGAUUGCGGCUAUCAAAUGGGUUCAGGAGCGCCAGGGGAGUGAGGUCUUGCUCGUGGGGCACUCGAGCGGCGGCGGAUUGGCCCAGGGCAUUCUCUCUGCAAAGCAAGCCCAUGUGAGAGGCCUUGCGUUGCUUGGAGCCGUGCCGGGCUUCGGAUCGUAUGGAGUCUAUGCCAACUGGGCCAUGUUUGACCCGUGGUUCGCUAUUCGCAUGUUAUUCCACGGCUGGCAUCCCAACUCACCUCUCUCCCACCCCUUCUUGGUCAAGCAAGCUUUCUUUGGCGACCAGAUGCCGGACUCUGCCGUCCUCAAAUUCCAGAAGCACGUGAGCCGUUACGAGUCCUUCCUUUGGCCCAUCAGCAUGAUGAGGCCCUUUACCACGGCUGCCAGCAUCGUCAACUCGAUUAGCGGUUGGGGCAGCAGUGAGCGCAUCAUGGUUAUGGCCGGCACCCAAGACAAGAUGAUGACGCACGGCGUUAUGUCGAAACUGGCUGUUUUUUACCGGACGGCAUUCACGGAGCUUGUGAGAAGUAAGAGGCUGGAUGCAAAGGUCGAUGACGUCGAGCCCCCAAGUGGUGAGGGCGGCAACGACGACAAGGGCAGUGGGGUGAGACUUGCUUGGGUACCGGGGGCUGGACACCACUUGCAGAACGAUAUGAUGUGGGAAGUCGGUGCGAAGAAGCUUCUUGGGUUUUACGAGCAAUUGUAG
This is a messenger RNA of Colletotrichum destructivum, 1056 nucleotides long. Its product is annotated as Putative alpha/beta hydrolase-1. The coding region runs from base 1 to 1056 and encodes 351 amino acids. The record is from RefSeq and is a predicted model, not a curated record. The transcript is spliced from 2 exons. Lineage: Eukaryota; Fungi; Ascomycota; Sordariomycetes; Glomerellales; Glomerellaceae.